Oncorhynchus keta (chum salmon) is the source of this 2912-nucleotide messenger RNA. RefSeq lists its product as uncharacterized. Lineage: Eukaryota; Metazoa; Chordata; Actinopteri; Salmoniformes; Salmonidae. Gene Ontology annotation, biological process: cell adhesion; bicellular tight junction assembly. The record is from RefSeq and is a predicted model, not a curated record. Gene Ontology annotation, molecular function: structural molecule activity. Gene Ontology annotation, cellular component: plasma membrane; bicellular tight junction. The coding region runs from base 623 to 2284 and encodes 553 amino acids. The transcript has 3 exons.
CAUGAAAGAAAUGGCUUUAGGAUCAAAACCAAGAAAACAGAGACUGAAUAUAGGCCUUAACUUACUUCUGGCUUUGACAAAUCAGAAUUCUGGUGGUAUUAGCAACCUGAUUACAGAAAACAAUAGUUGCAAUAAAAAAUGUCAUCAUGAAAACAGGGAACAACAGUAGCUUUGAACGUCCGGCCAUGACUAAUGAGAAUUCAGGUGGCAUUCUUGACGGUUUAUCUCUCUACCCUGAAACCAAUGGGCAGACAGGCCUAACCACCCAGCCAAACGGCAUUCACUACAGAGACAUUUUUUGAAUGGACCAAUUACUAUCUCUUCUUCACAGGUCUUGAGGCGCAUCUCAUCGAAACCCAUUGUCAUUCACACAUACCGACAGGUGAGGUGAAAGAAUCUGGUCCGGCUUGAAAAUUACCAUGUCAACUGGUUUCAGGUCAGGGGGAAGGAUGUUGACUCCACCCUUUCAGGAGCAGAGAGGUCCAUAUAACAUCAGGGGACGUGACUUAGUCAUUAGUUAACAACGAUUAAAACCAAGCUGAGCUGACCUGCAUUGACUCUCCUCUACAACCUCUGCCUGAGCUUCAUUGAUUUUACAACAAAAAAACAAGAAUUCUUCAAAAUGGUGUCGAUGGGAAGACAGAUGCUGGGCUUCGUCCUGGCUAUCAUCGGGUUCCUGGGGACCAUUAUUGUGUGUGCCCUACCUAUGUGGAAAGUCACAGCCUUCAUCGGAGCCAACAUCGUGACUGCUCAGGUCAUCUGGGAGGGCUUGUGGAUGAACUGUGUGACCCAGAGCACGGGACAGAUGCAGUGCAAGAUCUAUGACUCCCUCUUGGCCUUACCCCAGGACCUGCAGGCUGCCAGAGCUCUGAGCGUCAUCGCCAUCAUCGCGUCAUGCUUCGGCAUCCUCUUGGGAAUUUCUGGAGGAAAGUGCACCAACUUUGUGGAGGAUGAGGCUUCCAAAGCUAAAGUAGCCAUUGCCAGCGGGAUCAUCUUCAUCGUGGCUGGCGUCCUCAUCCUCGUCCCUGUCUGCUGGUCCGCCAACACCAUCAUCAGGGAUUUUUACAACCCUCUGCUGGUCGAGGCCCAGAGGAGGGAGCUGGGGGCCUCGCUGUACAUCGGCUGGGGCACCGCAGGGCUCCUGAUCCUGGGAGGGGGGCUCCUCUGCAGCUCCUGCCCACCCAAGGAGGAGCGUGACGACUACCCAGUGAAGUACUCACAGGCAAGAUCCACAGCUACCAGCAGAGCUUACGUUUGCUCCGACCUGCAGGUUGCUAGAGUGCUGGUCAUGGUGGACAUCGUGGUGGGAAUUGCUGGCCUCUUCAUGGCGUUUGUCGGGGGGAAGUGCACCAACUUCCUGUUGGAGGAGGUGGCCAAGGCACGGGCGACGGUGGCGGUAGGGGUGGUGCUCAUCAUCAGUGGGAUCCUGUGUCUCAUCCCUGUAUCCUCAACAGCCAGUCUCAUCAUCCAGGACUUUUACAAUCGACUCAGCGGAGAGAGCUGGGAGGCUGGGAUCCUGCUACUCCUGGGAGGGGGACUCCUCUGUGGUAACUGCCACCCCAAGGAGGACGACAAAGCCCCCUCUGUGAAAUAUAUACUGGCCAAGUCUUCUGCACAAGCUGUAGCGCCCCUCAUGGCUGUGGAGGAGCUGGGCAUCACCCUGUCCAUGGUGGGCCUGGCAGGUACCAUCCUGAUCUGUGCCCUGCCCAUGUGGAAGGUUACAGCGUUCAUCGGCACCCACCUGGUGGUCAUGCAGGUGUUCUGGGAGGGCCUGUGGAUGACCUGUGUGUCUGAAACCACGGGACAGAUGCAGUGUAAAAUCUAUGAUGCUCUUCUAGACCUGUCCCCUGACCUCCAGGCGGCCAGGGGCCUCAUCGUCAUCAGCAUGGUACUGGGCUGCCUGGCAUUCCUCGUCUUCCUUCUGGGGGCUAGGUGUACCAACUGCCUGAGCCAUCCCAAGUUCAAAGCCAGCAUGGUGCAGGCCGCAGGGGUCACCUUCGCCCUGGCUGGGUUAAGCAUCAUAGUGGCUGUGUCCUGGACGGCCCAGUCAAUCAUUAGGGACUUCUAUAACCCGCGGGUCCCUGAGGUGCUCAAGAAAGAGAUGGGGGCGGCCAUCUAUGUGGGCUGGGUGACGUCUGGGUUCCUGUUCUGUGGAGGAGGGGUGCUGUGUACCAGCUGUCCUCCAGGGGGGAGAGAGGGCAGGCAUGGUUCCAGCAGUAGGUACACCCUGGCUAGGAUGCCCACUCACAGUCACAGCAGCUACGCCAUAAAGAACUAUGUGUGAGAGGGGAGUGCUUUAUUUGCCUUUUAACUUCAGGCAAAUAGUGUUGGCAGGUGUUGGCACUAUGAAGAAACAUGUCACAGCAAGUUUUUCAAUGACGACAUUGUUACUUUGUACAUUGAAUGUCCAUGUCUGGUUAUUCAGUGUAUUGUCUGACUUUCAUAGAUUUAGAAUUGCCCUGGAACUAUUUGAUAGCUUGGUGGAAGUUUAAAAAAAAUAAGAUAAUGUUAAUUGAUUCUUGUUACAAAAUAAGUCUGACUUAGGUAAUUGUAGCUAUUAAAAUGUUCACUCUAUCACCAUGAAAUAUGUUUACUGAGGAAAUAUCUGUUAUUGAAAUAUAAUCACUGAUAAUCAAUAGGUUACUAAUAUUGACAGUACAACUACGUCAACUGAAUGAACCUGAUUGUUUUUAUAUUCCUUUAUUGUAAUUCACAUAUUUUCAUUUUCCCACAUCCUAUUCAACUGUGGUUACUACUUAUAAUGUGUUUUUGUAACAAUGUUUAUCACAGUUAACUUUGUGAUUAGAAUCUGCAUGCUAAGAGAAUAGAGGCAGUACUUUAGCGGGCAACAAAUCAUGUUCGUUGAAUUGCGAUUUGAACUUAAUAGAAAUAAACAUUUUGGUUAGAAAUUA